CCGGGGCGGCGCUCGCGCUAGGGGCCUGGCGGCUCCCGCAGCCCGGCUCGCCUGCCCUCGGAGCCCAGCGCCGCCGCCAUGUCUUCCGGGGCCAGCGUGAACGCCCUGCAGCGCCUGGUGGAGCAGCUCAAGCUGGAGGCUGGUGUGGAGAGAAUCAAGGUCUCGCAGGCAGCUGCAGAGCUUCAACAGUACUGCAUGCAGAAUGCCUGCAAGGACGCCCUGCUGGUAGGUGUUCCAGCUGGAAGCAACCCCUUCCGGGAGCCCAGAUCCUGUGCUUUAUUCUAAAGGCUGUAGGGAAGAAGUUCACUGAGGAAUGCUUUUAAGCGCAAAGUGAUGAAUAACUGCCUCCAAGUCUCAAGAAAACACUUUUCUCCAGCCAAAUGACUUUUAGAUAUUUCAUACCUUUCCUAUGGCCUGGUCCUAUAGCCAAAAUUCUAUAGAAAUUGAUGAGUUUCUACUCAGAUAAGGAAACUGGGUGAAAGAGUAGACUUUAAAUAAUAAUGGCCUGAUUCUUUUGGUAAAGUUCUUUUAUAUUUAAGACAGAUAAAAAUGUUACCACCAAAUACGCCUCUUUAAUAAGAGAAUUACUGGUGUUUCUAUACCUGGAAAUUAUGUUUGUUUUAUUUACUGGAUGUUUACAUUUUGGGAAGGAAAACAUUUUUGUUUGUUAAAAAAUUGAAUAUUUGUAAUUUGUUGUUCCUAAGAUUUUUUUAUACCACAAAACUUGUUCUUUUCUUGUGAAUUUACAGUUUCUAAAUAAAGACAAGCAAGUAUAAAACUGGGGGAAGAAUAGGUUUUAUCAAUCAAAUGAUGUCUUGAUUUUCCUAAAUGAGAAGAUUGUUUUAUUUGUAACACUAAACAUGGGAGCUAUUUCUUAGCAAACUUGUUUGGAAAGAUUCAUGUUGUGUUGUGUAUGAGAUUGCCCCAUCCUGUGUAUGAACCAGAUUUGGUCUUUGUCUUCUUAAGUUCCUCUAUUUGAUAGUUGUGGUUGUAUUUAAAAAAACAAAACAAAACUACAUUAGGUCUUUAAAAAAAAUGUUUAAAUGUGAUCUUCAGAACAUUGCAAAUGAUUAAAAACAAAAUAAUGUGAAAAUAUUACAGCCUAAAUGAAUUCUUACUGUCACAAGUAGGUUUUACUUUGAUGAUGUGCCUUUGAUUUAAUUUGGGACACUUUUAAAAGGAUACUUGAUUUGUGUUUGUAAUUAUCUUUGAUGAGCUUGGAAAUAAAAUUUUUUGCUUAA
Messenger RNA from Neofelis nebulosa (Clouded leopard), 1241 nucleotides. It is a transcript of the gene GNG10, whose product is annotated as G protein subunit gamma 10. NCBI's taxonomy places the organism in Eukaryota, Metazoa, Chordata, Mammalia, Carnivora, Felidae. Gene Ontology annotation, biological process: G protein-coupled receptor signaling pathway. Bases 79 to 285 code for a protein of 68 amino acids. Gene Ontology annotation, cellular component: heterotrimeric G-protein complex. Gene Ontology annotation, molecular function: G-protein beta-subunit binding. The record is from RefSeq and is a predicted model, not a curated record. The transcript has 3 exons.